AUGGAACGCUUCAGGAGCCUGCUCAGUGGCGGCAACCUGGGCUUGGGCGGCGCCGCCCCAGGAACUGACAACACAAAUCUUAUCGACAACUCAGAGACUGUCCACAUCUCGUCUUUGGCACUGCUGAAGAUGCUCCGGCAUGGUCGCGCUGGCGUGCCAAUGGAAGUUAUGGGUCUUAUGCUGGGGGAAUUUGUCGAUGACUUUACAGUCAAGGUUGUGGAUGUGUUUGCCAUGCCCCAGAGUGGUACUGGUGUCAGUGUAGAGGCCGUUGACCCAGUCUUUCAGAUGAAGAUGAUGGACAUGCUGCGGCAAACCGGCAGGCCUGAGUCCGUCGUGGGUUGGUAUCACUCACAUCCUGGCUUCGGCUGCUGGCUGUCGUCCGUUGAUAUCAAUACCCAACAGAGCUUUGAGCAGCUUACCCCCCGCGCCGUUGCCGUCGUUAUUGAUCCAAUCCAAUCAGUCAAGGGCAAGGUCGUCAUUGACGCCUUCCGUCUCAUCAAUCCACAGUCUCUGAUGAUGGGUCAGGAACCCCGUCAGAGCACGUCCAACCUCGGCCACCUCAACAAGCCGUCCAUCCAGGCCCUUAUUCACGGCCUCAACCGGCACUACUACUCGAUUGCCAUUAACUACCGGAAAACGGCACUAGAGGAGAACAUGCUCAUGAAUCUGCACAAGCAUGAGUGGACUGAAGCUUUGCAGAUGGAGGACUUCCGGGCUGAGGCGCAGCGGACGAAGGAGCGUUUGCAGCGUCUUGUCAGUCUAGCAGAGGGCUACGAGAAGAGAGUCAAGGAGGAGACAGAGCUUACCAAGGAGCAAUUAAAGACACGCUACGUUGGCAAACUGGAUCCCAAGAAGCACCUCCAAGACGUUGGCCAACAGCUUAUCGAAGACAAUAUCGUUGCUGUGUCAAGGCAGAUGAUUGAUAAAGAAGCUACAAUGGCCAAAAAGGAGGUACCUGCGGGUGCCAAUGGCCAAUUCGCAGAGGAUGAGAUGGAGGUUGAUGAAGAACUCUAA
Thermochaetoides thermophila DSM 1495 is the source of this 1014-nucleotide messenger RNA. RefSeq names its product 26S proteasome regulatory subunit rpn11-like protein. NCBI's taxonomy places the organism in Eukaryota, Fungi, Ascomycota, Sordariomycetes, Sordariales, Chaetomiaceae. Gene Ontology annotation, molecular function: proteasome binding; metallopeptidase activity; protein binding. The transcript is spliced from 3 exons. The coding region runs from base 1 to 1014 and encodes 337 amino acids. Gene Ontology annotation, cellular component: proteasome regulatory particle, lid subcomplex. Gene Ontology annotation, biological process: protein deubiquitination; proteasome-mediated ubiquitin-dependent protein catabolic process. The record is from RefSeq and is a predicted model, not a curated record.